AUGGGCAAGCGGAAGAAGUCGACGCGCCAGCCCGGUGCGGGCAAGGCCAAGACGCCGCCGCUGGACACGGUAUUCACAUGCCUGUUUUGCAACCACGACAAGGCUGUGUCGUGCAAGAUCGACGACAAGGCUCGCAUCGGCUACUUGAGUUGCAAGAUCUGCGGCCAAAAAUUCUCUGCAGACACAGACACGCUGUCCCAGCCGAUCGACGUGUACUCGUAUGUGGAUGUCGCUGGGCAAGAUGCAUAG
Malassezia japonica is the source of this 249-nucleotide messenger RNA. It is a transcript of the gene ELF1, whose product is annotated as AAA ATPase Elf1. Bases 1 to 249 code for a protein of 82 amino acids. The transcript is spliced from 4 exons. The record is from RefSeq and is a predicted model, not a curated record. Lineage: Eukaryota; Fungi; Basidiomycota; Malasseziomycetes; Malasseziales; Malasseziaceae. Gene Ontology annotation, molecular function: RNA polymerase II complex binding. Gene Ontology annotation, biological process: transcription elongation by RNA polymerase II. Gene Ontology annotation, cellular component: transcription elongation factor complex.